Aspergillus niger is the source of this 633-nucleotide messenger RNA. RefSeq lists its product as uncharacterized. Bases 1 to 633 code for a protein of 210 amino acids. The transcript is spliced from 4 exons. The record is from RefSeq and is a predicted model, not a curated record. NCBI's taxonomy places the organism in Eukaryota, Fungi, Ascomycota, Eurotiomycetes, Eurotiales, Aspergillaceae.
AUGAAGCCCACCAUUCCUCAAAGCUUCCCCCUCCUCACCCUCCUCCUCCCCCUAACAACCACCCACCCCACUCUCCAAGACACAACCACCAUCACCCCGGGCCACGCCAUAAUUCUCAACACCUGCGCCUUUCCCAUCUACGCAUGGUCCGUCUCCAGCACAGUCGGCCCCCAAAUUACCAUCCCAGCAGCUCCACCCUCUACCAGCAGCAGCAACAACACCAACGCCAGCACCAAAUACUCCAACUACACGGAACCCUACCACCACGACCCGCAGACCGGCGGGGUGAGCAUCAAGCUCACGACCCUCCGGAAUGGGUUAUAUACGGGUGCGCCACAGACCAUCUUCGCGUAUAACUUUGUUGAAGGGCAGAAUCAGGUGUGGUUUGAUUUGUCGGAUGUUUAUGGGGACCCAUUCAAGGGAAGGAGGGUUGUGUUCGUAGGGAUUGAUCUUUUGUUAAUGUGGUGGGUUGGUCGUGGGGUUAAGAGGUGGAAUAAGGGUCCCAUGGCAGGGUGGGGGGUGUUUGGAUCGGAGAUAGGGGAUAUAGAAAGGGAAGCAGAUACUUGCUGCGAGAGAUAUUUGAAUGAGGAUUUUUGUGGGCAUUGUGUCACGUUCGAGAUGUGGUGGAUGUGA